UAAUUUAGAAAUAAAUGAUAAAAUAAUAUCUUUACGUACUUAGGCGGUGUUUACUAAAUAUUUUUUCUUAACUUAGGCGGUGUUUCAAAAUGUAUUUUAUUUCUUUUAGGAUACUCAAUAAUUGUAAUACGCUAUGGAUGGAGAAGAAAUAGAUUCCUGGAGUGAUCUUAGUUCAGGUGAUGAAUGGUUAUUUGGCCAAUUACAAGAAUCAGGACUGAUGUCAAGGCAUAUUAAACGGAGUAAACAAAGUAGCAAAGAAGAUAAAAAAAAAAUUAAACUAGAUUUGAAUAAAAAAAAUAACAUUAAUUCUUCUGACACUAAAGCAUGCAAUUCUACUAAUAAAUAUGAAACUAUUGCAACACCAAUAAAUGAUCAAAGCUUCGGGGAGUCUAUAAAAAGUAUUACAAGUAGCCAGGAUAAUGUAAACACAAUAUUUGACCAGAACAUAGACUUGGAUAAUAUUGAAAACAUUGACAUUCACAAUCUACAAGUUGUAGAAAAAGUUGGUAAUGACUUCUUUAAUCUGCAAUAUAUACCACCCGAAUUUGCUACAGUGACCAUCGAGUAUCCUCAGCCUUCUGCAUUGAAUGUAGCCAAUAUCUCGGUAGAAUGUGAGAACGUUAUACAAGAACUAGGAAAUAUUGACAUUGAAGCUUUAACUACGAAUACUCAAGACCCAGUUUCGGAUAGAGUAAUUAACACAGAUGAAAAUAAAACAAUCCAAAACAAUAUACAGCAAUCCAGCGACUCUGCUACUCCAUCAUGUUCUUCAAAAGUGGUCAUACUCAGUAAUGUUGCUUAUCACGGUGAUUUGUUAAGCCAUAAAAAACGACAGAACAAGGCGACAAAAGAUCCAAAUAAAUAUAAACGCAAUAUAAAUAAAGAAUUACGGAUGAAGGGUGAAAAUUAUUUAGGUUACAGAAGAGACAGAAAAGCAAAGAUUAAUGAAACAUUUAAAGUGAAAUAAGACGUAUUUAAGCCUGCAAGAUCCAUAAAACCACCAUGCACUUCUGCGUUUUGCAAGAAAUCCAAACUCAGGUCAUGUGACAACAUAAACGAGCAACAGCGUAAAUAUUUAUUUGAAAAUUUCUGGAAGAACAUGAACUGGGAGCAGCGAAGAUCAUUUAUAACUUCUCACGUUAAUAAAGUACCGAAGAAAGUUACAAAAAAUCCAGAAUCAUCCAAGAGAACUGAUAGUCGAACUUACGUUUUGACGAUUGAUAAUGUUCGUCACCAAGUCUGCAAAAAAAUGUUCUUGGCCACUCUUGGAAUUAAAGAUUGGUUUAUAAGAUAUUGGUUGACAAAAACCGAUUGUGCUAUGCCUCCCGAUGUGUCUACUUCAACCAGUAAUCGUAGAAAUCCAGGGAAAAUUGAAGACCACAAACAUGUUGAAAAGUUUUUAGCAGAUCUUCCAAAGAUGCCGUCGCAUUACUGUCGUGCUAAAACAUCACGAGAAUAUUUAGAACCAAUUUUCUCGAACAUGACACAGCUCUAUCACGCAUAUAAAGAUAAUUGUGAAUUAGAGGGUAGAGAAUGCCUUGGCCGUAAAUUAUUUGACAAAUUAUUUUUGAAACUCAAUCUUAGCCUAUUCCACCCAAAGAAAGAUCAAUGCGACGUUUGUUGCAGUCAUAAAACUGGAAACAUUACUGAUGAAGAAUACUCUCAACAUGUUCUGAAGAAAGAUCGAGCCAGGAAAGAGAAGGAUACUGACAAAGGAAUUGCACAGUCCGGAGCCUGUCACGUGUUCACACAGGAUGUGGAAUCGGUUAAAUUAGCCCCGUAUCUUCAAGCUAGUGCAAUUUAUUAUAAAACUAAAUUAUGCGUCCAUAAUUUUACAUUAUACAAUAUAGCAACUAAGGAAGUAAUGUGUUAUUGGUUUGAUGAGUCAAAUAGUACGCUUGAAGCCUCUGUUUUUGCUUCAUGCUUAGUAGACCAUCUAGAGAAGGUUUUGAGUAUAAAAUUAUUGCCUGUGGUUUUAUAUUCCGAUGGUUGUUGUGCUCAAAAUCGCAAUGUUACCUUAAGCAAUGCUUUAUUACGUUUAGCGAUUGAAAAAAAUAUUUUGAUUACUCAAAAGUACCUGGAAAAAGGCCAUACUCACAUGGAAUGUGAUUCGGUACAUAGUGCCAUAGAGUGUAAAUUAAAAGGUAAAGAAAUUUACCUUCCACAUCAAUACAUGGCUAUAAGUAAAACUGCUAGGAGUGAUCCUAUGCCCUACGAAGCUCGUUAUUUAGACUAUAGUUUUUUUACAGACUUUUCGAAAGAAUUAAUUUAUAAAUCUAUAAGACCUGGUAAAAAAGCAGGUGACCCUGUCGUCACAGAUUUACGUAUGCUAGAAUACAGACCAAAUGGCACAAUUUGGUAUAAAGUUAGUUUUGAUGACGAUCUUCACCCGUUACCACAUCGCCCCACGCCAAUUAACAGCAUUAAACAAAUAAAUAGCUUGCAGAAAUUGUACGCAGCUAGAAUAUCAAUUACAAAGCGGAAGUAUCAGGAUUUGCAAGACCUAAAAAGUGUAUUGCCAUCUAAUUGCCAUUCUUUUUAUGAUGACCUUCCACACAGCAAUCACUAAAGACUGCAACUAAACUAAAGACUAAAUAAUUUUGAGUAUUUUUUAUUAUUUGUAUUAUAAUUAUG
Spodoptera littoralis (African cotton leafworm) is the source of this 2634-nucleotide messenger RNA. The record is from the annotation of a GenBank genome assembly. NCBI's taxonomy places the organism in Eukaryota, Metazoa, Arthropoda, Insecta, Lepidoptera, Noctuidae.